Molecule: messenger RNA, 153 nt
Organism: Mytilinidion resinicola
Lineage: Eukaryota; Fungi; Ascomycota; Dothideomycetes; Mytilinidiales; Mytilinidiaceae
Exons: 1
Source: RefSeq, a predicted model, not a curated record
UGGAAAAUAGAAGAUAGUGUAAAAGAUACGGAAAUAAUAUAUAUAUCCGCGGUAGUUGCUAAGGGCCAGAGCGAAGAUAUCUCUAUUACUUUCUGGGCCGGUUGUAGAGAGGGACUUAAAGUAAUUAACGCUUUUAGAAUGCAGCCUACUUAG